GCGCGGAGCCUCCAAGAUGCCGUUCCACCCGGUGACGGCGGCGUUGAUGUACCGGGGCAUCUACACCGUGCCCAAUCUGCUGUCGGAGCAGCGCCCGGUGGACAUCCCCGAGGACGAGCUGGAGGAAAUCCGAGAGGCCUUCAAGGUGUUCGACCGUGAUGGCAAUGGCUUCAUCUCCAAGCAAGAGCUAGGCACAGCCAUGCGCUCCCUGGGCUACAUGCCCAAUGAGGUGGAGCUGGAGGUUAUCAUCCAGCGACUGGACAUGGAUGGUGAUGGCCAGGUGGACUUUGAGGAGUUUGUGACCCUCCUGGGACCCAAGCUUUCCACCUCUGGGAUUCCAGAGAAGUUCCAUGGCACUGACUUUGACACUGUCUUCUGGAAGUGCGACAUGCAGAAGCUGACAGUGGAUGAGCUGAAGCGGCUCCUUUAUGACACCUUCUGUGAACACCUGUCCAUGAAAGACAUAGAGAACAUAAUCAUGACGGAGGAGGAGAGUCACCUGGGUACAGCUGAGGAGUGCCCCGUGGACGUGGAGACCUGCUCCAACCAGCAGAUCCGCCAGACGUGUGUGCGCAAGAGUCUGAUCUGCGCCUUCGCCAUCGCCUUCAUCAUCAGCGUCAUGCUCAUCGCCGCCAACCAGGUGCUGCGAAGCGGCAUGAAAUAGGCACUACCUGGGUGCCUGCCUGGUACAUGCAGCACCCGGGCCCACUCCACACCCACCACUGCCUGCAGCCCUUACCCCAAGCUGGCUCCCUGGGCCACCACCUUUGGGCACUUCAGGGCCUGGACAUUGAUCACCCCACUCCUCGCCCCCACAGGCCUUGCAUGAAGCUGUGGCUUGGCUGUGGAGGACCUGGUGGUGGCUCUGAGAACAGCCCCAGCCCCUACACCCUGCCUGUGCACUCAUCUGGCCUGUAUGUAGCGUUAACUUCUCGCAACCCAGGAGCUCCUAGGAGAGCAGGGAUUUGCACAGGAGCCCCCAGGAUCCGGCUGCUGCUGUGGUCCCUUAGGCAGGACAGGCUCUCUAUGUCCAAGAGGGACAGCUGCCUGCUCAGGCUCACACAGCCCAGAGCUGUGGGUAGGGUGGAAGCAGUGGAGGCAGAAAGCCCCUUCCUAGAGAAAGGCACUAGGCUGGGACUCCUAGGUCCCUUCCUCUGACCCUCCUCAGACCUGAAGCCAGUCCUUCCACACAUCUGCUGAGGCCUGCACCUGGCCAUUUCACAGGUGAGGAGCCUGAGGCUCUGAGGGCCUGAGAUCCCGCUUCAGAUUCUCCUACCACAGGGAUUUUCAGGAAGGGUAGUAGCUCAUGGAAAAUGGGGCAUUAGAAGUCUUGAGGCCCUUGAUUUGGUGAGCCCUCCACCGAAGGCCCAGCUACUAAGGGCCAUGUUGUCUCCUAACUAUAGCCCAAUUGAGCAGAGCUCUUGUGGCCUGUGUGACUCCCCGGUGGCCAGGGUAGAAUCUUGGGAGGCCCUGGGUCACCCAAGCUGAGGAAUGGGCACAGCCCUGCAGUGUGAAUGCCAUCAGGCCACUCUACCAAGCCCAGGGUCUGUUCUGGGCCUACCGCUUCUCUGUACCCUCAAGGCCGGAGAUCCAGCUCUUGUCCCUGCUCCCCAUGUGCCAUCCUCAAGCUUGGCAACAGCUCAGUCUGGGCAGAUAUGGGGCUACAGUUCUUCGGGGGCCAAGAAGGCUGACAGAAUCCUUGGGCUCCUUUCCCCAGCCUGGGGCCACUUCCCACCCAGGCUGUAGCUACACUGGCGCACCCUGUGCCCAGCUGGGCUGAGCCUCCGCUGAUACCCAAGCAAGAAGGGCUGUAAGCACAGAUCACCCUGGAGGGGAUUUGUCUCAUUCCAGCCCACCUGUCCCCUGACCAGGGCCGGAGGACAAAGCCAAGAACUUGAGUACUGACAAGAGAAGCACAGCCCAACCACCGAGGAC
Molecule: messenger RNA, 1935 nt
Organism: Nannospalax galili (Upper Galilee mountains blind mole rat)
Lineage: Eukaryota; Metazoa; Chordata; Mammalia; Rodentia; Spalacidae
Gene: Cabp7
Product: calcium binding protein 7
Exons: 5
Coding region: 17-664 (215 amino acids)
Molecular function (GO): calcium ion binding
Source: RefSeq, a predicted model, not a curated record